AUGAAAGAAAUUCUAGAGUUAAUGAAAGAAAUUCUAGAGUUAAUAAAAGAAAUUCUAGAGUUAAUAAAAGAAAUUCUAGAGUUAAUAAAAGUAAUUCUAGGGUUAAUAAAAGAAAUUCUAGGGUUAAUAAAAGAAAUUCUAGAGUUAAUAAAAGAAAUUCUAGAGUUAAUGAAAGAAAUUCUAGAGUUAAUGAAAGAAAUUCUAGAGUUAAUAAAAGAAAUUCUAGAGUUAAUAAAAGAAAUUCUAGAGUUAAUGAAAGAAAUUCUAGGGUUAAUGAAAGAAAUUCUAGGGUUAAUAAAAGAAAUUCUAGAGUUAAUGAAAGAAAUUCUAGGGUUAAUAAAAGAAAUUCUAGAGUUAAUAAAAGAAAUUCUAGGGUUAAUAAAAGAAAUUCUAGGGUUAAUAAAAGAAAUUCUAGAGUUAAUGAAAGAAAUUCUAGGGUUAAUAAAAGAAAUUCUAGAGUUAAUGAAAGAAAUUCUAGGGUUAAUAAAAGAAAUUCUAGAGUUAAUAAAAGAAAUUCUAGGGUUAAUAAAAGAAAUUCUAGAGUUAAUAAAAGAAAUUCUCGAGUUAAUAAAAGAAAUUCUAGGGUUAAUAAAAGAAAUUCUAGAGUUAAUAAAAGAAAUUCUAGAGUUAAUGAAAGAAAUUCUAGAGUUAAUGAAAGAAAUUCUAGAGUUAAUAAAAGAAAUUCUAGAGUUAAUAAAAGAAAUUCUAGGGUUAAUAAAAGAAAUUCUAGGGUUAAUAAAAGAAAUUCUAGAGUUAAUAAAAGAAAUUCUAGGGUUAAUAAAAGAAAUUCUAGAGUUAAUAAAAGAAAUUCUAGGGCUAAUAAAAGAAAUUCUAGGGUUAAUAAAAGAAAUUCUAGAGUUAAUAAAAGAAAUUCUAGAGUUAAUGAAAGAAAUUCUAGAGCUAAUAAAAGAAAUUCUGGGGUUAAUAAAAGAAAUUCUAGAGUUAAUGAAAGAAAUUCUAGAGCUAAUAAAAGAAAUUCUAGGGUUAAUGAAAGAAAUUCUAGAGUUAAUGAAAGAAAUUCUAGGGUUAAUAAAAGAAAUUCUAGAGUUAAUAAAAGAAAUUCUAGAGUUAAUGAAAGAAAUUCUAGAGUUAAUAAAAGAAAUUCUAGGGUUAAUAAAAGAAAUUCUAGGGUUAAUGAAAGAAAUUCUAGGGUUAAUGAAAGAAAUUCUAGAGUUAAUGAAAGAAAUUCUAGGGUUAAUGAAAGAAAUUCUAGGGUUAAUGAAAGAAAUUCUAGAGUUAAUGAAAGAAAUUCUAGAGUUAAUGAAAGAAAUUCUAGGGUUAAUGAAAGAAAUUCUAGAGUUAAUGAAAGAAAUUCUAGAGUUAAUAAAAGAAAUUCUAGGGUUAAUAAAAGAAAUUCUAGAGUUAAUGAAAGAAAUUCUAGAGUUAAUAAAAGAAAUUCUAGGGUUAAUAAAAGAAAUUCUAGG
This is a messenger RNA of Lottia gigantea (owl limpet), 1424 nucleotides long. RefSeq lists its product as hypothetical. Gene Ontology annotation, biological process: signal transduction. Lineage: Eukaryota; Metazoa; Mollusca; Gastropoda; Lottiidae. The record is from RefSeq and is a predicted model, not a curated record. The transcript has a single exon. Gene Ontology annotation, cellular component: membrane. The annotation marks the transcript as partial.